AUGGCCAAUUUACCUGAUUCAAUUCGAUCAAAAAUUGAUCAAGUUGAACAUGCUUUUAAUAUAUCAUCAACUAUAUUUGAAAAAUAUACGAAAAUAUUUAUUGAAAUAUUUGGUGGAAAUCAAUAUAAAUUAAUUUAUUCCGAUUAUCAAUAUAAAAGAACAUCAAAUCAAAUAAAUCCUAAAUUAAAUACAAAAAAUAAAUUACAUAAAUGUUCACAUCAGGAUUUAUAUUCACUUAUAUGGACAAUAUACGCAUUAGCUAAAACAAUUUAUCCAUCAACUAUAAAUGAUCUUAUUGCUUCAUUUCAUUUACUUCUUCUUUUUCUUUUAUUUAUGAUUAUGUCAAAUUAG
Messenger RNA from Rotaria sordida, 351 nucleotides. NCBI's taxonomy places the organism in Eukaryota, Metazoa, Rotifera, Eurotatoria, Philodinida, Philodinidae. The record is from the annotation of a GenBank genome assembly.